Molecule: messenger RNA, 3320 nt
Organism: Gastrolobium bilobum
Lineage: Eukaryota; Viridiplantae; Streptophyta; Magnoliopsida; Fabales; Fabaceae
Product: squamosa promoter-binding-like protein 1
Exons: 11
Coding region: 260-3235 (991 amino acids)
Cellular component (GO): nucleus
Molecular function (GO): DNA binding
Source: RefSeq, a predicted model, not a curated record
UCUGACUUCUGAGUCUGUGUCUGAGUGAACAGUUAGCACAGAAACAGGAAUUUUGAUAUCAUGUCAGAUUCUUUCCUAAUCUGUUCCUAAUUUUUCUGUUUGUCUCUUUUUUUAAGGCCGGCAGUGGCAGUGGCAGUGGUGGAUUUGGAACUGUAGUUUGUUGCAACAAGUUGUUCAACUGGUUGUUGUUGGAUUUUGAUUCAUGGAGGUCAAAUUUGGAGGGAAGAAUGAAUGUUUGUGUUGACCUGUGGUGUCAGAAAUGAAGGGUGUUGAGAAUGGGAAGAGAAGUUUGGAAUGGGAUUUGAAUGAUUGGAAAUGGGAUGGUGAUCUUUUCACUGCUCAACCACUCAAUUCAGUGCCAUCAGAUUGUAGGAGUCGCCAGUUACCCCCAAAUCAUCCUGAAAUUCCUGCAAAAAUUGCUAAUCCAUGUAUCAACUCAGAGGAAGGAAAGAGAGAAUUGGAGAAAAGGAGGAGAGGUGUUAUAGAUGAAGGUGGUUCUCUUAAUUUGAACCUUGGGGGUCAAGUUUACCCUGUCAUGGUGGAAGAGGAGGAAAAAAGUGGAAAGAAGACAAAGGUAAUUGGGACUUCUACAUCUAACCGUGAUGUUUGUCAGGUGCAAGAUUGCGGUGCUGAUCUUUGUAAUGCCAAGGAUUACCACAGGAGGCACAAGGUUUGUGAUAUGCAUUCUAAGGCUACUAUGGCACUAGUUGGAAAUGUUAUGCAGCGUUUCUGUCAACAGUGUAGCAGGUUUCAUGUUCUUCAAGAGUUUGAUGAAGGUAAGAGAAGUUGUCGUAGGCGUCUGGCAGGCCACAAUAAGAGGAGGAGGAGGAGAACUCAUCCUGAUGCUACUCUAGUUAAUGGAGAUUCUGUGAACGAUGAAAGGGGCAGUAGCUAUCUGUUAACGACGCUGAUACGAAUACUGUCCAAUAUGCACUCAAACGACUCAGAUCAUACAAGGAACCAGGAUAUUAUCUCUCAUCUGCUUAGGAACCUAGCAAGUCUGGCUGGUACAAUUAAUGGAAGAAGUGUAGCCUCCUUACCGGAGGGAUCUCAAGGUGUGGUAAAUGCUGGGACACCUGGAGCUGUGCAUCCAGAAACCUCCAGGCCUUCCGGUUCGUCCAUCAAGACAGAUAAUGGCUUCAUCUGUCAGGACCCUCCAAAGUCUGUGGCACAAUGUGAGGCAGUGCCUGCUUAUGGUAUGACACAAAAAUGUAUACCUUCAGGUGAUGGUAGAGUAGGAAAUUGCAAACCUCCUUCGGGAGCACAACCCUCGAAUGUACUUCUAUCAAGGGAUAGCCUUCCAUCCCAAUUAAUUGCGGCAGAGACUACAGUUGGAAGGGACAACUUAAAUAACAUUGACCUGAAUAAUGUAUAUGAUGAUAUACAGAAUAGUGUUGAAAAUUCUAAGAAGUCUUAUCCUCCUGUGGCUUCAAAGAUUGGAUCUAUUGAUCCUCCUUUGUGGUUGCAAUCUGACUCUCUCAAGUCAAGUCCACAACUGACUAGUAGAAAUUCAGAUUCAACCUCUACCCAAUCACCAUACAGUUCCAGUGGAGAAGCUCAGAGUCGCACAGAUCGAAUUGUUUUUAAACUCUUCGGCAAGGAUCCAAAUGAUUUUCCCCUUGUUCUCCGAUCGCAGAUCCUCAACUGGUUAUCCCACAGUCCCACAGAGAUAGAGAGCUAUAUAAGGCCAGGCUGUAUCUUGUUAACAAUAUAUCUCCGUCUGGAAAAGUCUGCAUGGGAGGAGCUCUGCUGUAACCUAGGAUCCAGCUUGAGAAAGCUUCUUGCUGCAUCAAAUGAUUCUUUUUGGAGAACAGGAUGGGUAUAUGCAAGGGUGCGGCACUCUGUAGCUUUUCUGUAUAAUGGUCAGGUUAUCUUGGAUGUGCCCUGGCAUUUUAAAAGCCCACAAAAUUUUAGGAUUUCAUGCAUUAAACCACUUGCUGUUCCUGCAAGUGCAAGUUCUCAAUUUAUUGUGAAAGGAUUCAACCUUUUGCGGUCUAGCACAAGGUUGCUCUGUGCACUUGAAGGGAAGUAUCUGGUAGAUGAUAGUUGUCAUGAUUUGAUUGGUGGAGCUGAUGCAGCCAUUCAGCAUCUCAGCUUCUCUUGUCAUAUACCCAAUGUAACUGGGAGGGGAUUUAUUGAGGUGGAAGAUCAUGGCUUUAGCAGCUGUUCCUUUCCAUUUAUAGUUGCAGAGCAAGAAGUUUGUUCAGAGAUCUGCAAGCUGGAGAAUGUGAUUGAGGCAGCUGAGACCACUGAUGACAUCCAGAUAAAAAACAAACUAAUGGAAGAAAAGACUCGAGCUUUGAAUUUCUUACAAGAAAUGGGUUGGCUCCUGCAUAGAAGUCAUGUGAAAGUUAGGCUAGGUCCCAUGGCUCCUAUCCAUGAUCUCUUGCAUUUCAAUCGGUUCAUGUGGCUUGCUGACUUCUCCAUGGACCAUGGUUUGUGUGCUGUGAUGAAAAAACUUUUGGACAUUAUAUUUGAGGGCGGUGUUCAUGCAGGAGAGCAUACCUCCAUUGAGCUUGCAUUGUUAGACGCGGGCCUUUUACAUGGAGCUGUAAAGAGAAAUUGUAGGCCUAUAGUGGAACUACUGUUAAAAUAUGCCCCAAUUAAAACUUCAGAUGGUGCAGAUUGUAAAGUGAAGCAAGUUGACAAGGCCCCUGAUGGAUUCGUAUUUAGACCUGAUACUGUUGGCCCCGGUGGGUUGACUCCCCUUCAUGUUGCAGCAAGUAUGAGUGGCUCGGAGAAUGUGUUGGAUGCGUUAACUGAUGAUCCGGGAAUGAUAGGAAUUGAAGCAUGGAAAAGUACCCGGGACAGUACAGGUUUAACACCCAACGACUAUGCAUGCAUAAGGGGAUAUUACUCCUACAUUCAACUUGUCCAGAGGAAGACCUGCAAAAAACGUGAAAGACAACAUGUGCUUGAUAUCCCUGGUAGUACCCUUGUAGACAGUAACACAAAGCAGAAGCAAUCAGAUGGGCAUAGGACAUCUAAAGUUUCAAGUUUUCAGACGGAGAAGAUUGAAACCACAGCAAUGCCACCACGUCAAUGUAGGCUAUGCCAGCACAAGGUGGCUUAUGGAGGCAUGAGAACAGCACUGGUUUAUAGGCCAGUCAUGCUCUCAAUGGUGACCAUAGCAGCAGUCUGUGUCUGUGUGGCUUUACUCUUCAAAAGCUCACCUAGAAUUUCCUAUGCGUUCCAGCCCUUCAACUGGGACUCAUUGGAGUACGGGGCAAUCUAAUGUUAUGUUGUAUAUCAGGAGUCAUUAGCAGUAAAUAGGCCUGCACAUUUUCUUUUUUCUUUUUUUGGUUUUGUGAAACUCUGAA